GUCAAAAGAAGUAUUUUGUUUUAUAUUAUUUAAUGAAAGAGCAUUGAGAAACACUGCAGUAAUAGAUCAGUGGUACCCAAUUUAUAAUUCAUCAAAUGAUUAGGAAUAAACAAUUGAAAAAGAACGGAACGAAAUGGAUCAAAUAAAGAUUCCAAAGGUAGAAAACGUCAGAAUUUUAGAUAAAUAUAGUAACAAUCAUUCUAUUGGUACUCUUUACUUAACAGUAACACAUCUUAUAUUUACAGAACGAAAUGGGAAGAAAAAAAUUUGGAUAUUAUAUACUCAUAUUGCAAAUAUAGAAAAGCAACCAUUAACUACAACAGGUUGUCCAUUAUGCAUUAAAUGCAAACAUUUUUAUAUUGUAACAUUUAUCAUUCCAAAAGAACGAGAUUGCCAUGAUAUAUAUCUUACCUUAUCAAAAUUAUCUUGUCCAGUAAGUAUAGAAGAUCUUUAUUGUUUUCAUUAUCAGGCAAAUAAGGAUACCUUACCACAGCAUGCAGGAUGGAAUUUUUUUAAUGUACAAAGUGAAUUUCAAAGACAAGGUGUUCCAAAUGAAGAAUGGUCUCUAACAUAUUUAAACACAAAUUAUGAGCUCUGCGAUACUUAUCCAAAAUAUUUAUAUGUACCUAGCACAUGUGCCAAUAGCAUCUUAAUAGGUAGUGCAAAGUUUAGAAGUAGAGGAAGAUUACCAGUUUUAACAUAUUUACAUUCCAAUAAGGCUGCUAUUUGUCGAUGUAGCCAACCUUUAUCAGGAUUCAGUGCACGAUGUCCUGAGGAUGAACAAAUAAUGUACAAUAUUUUACGUACAAAUAAUAGUUCUAAAUAUAUGUAUGUUGUAGAUACACGACCACGAAUCAAUGCCUUUGCUAAUAGAGCUACAGGAAAAGGAUAUGAAAAUGAGAACUUUUAUGAUAAUAUAAAAUUUCACUUUUUUGGUAUUGAAAAUAUUCAUGUAAUGAGAACAAGCUUAAAUAAAUUAAUAGAUUUACAAAGAAUGACAUCAAUGACUACAUUUUUAAAUAAUUUGGAAAGCAGUGGAUGGUUAAAACAUAUACGAUCUAUUUUAGAAACUGCUUGGUUUAUUGCUAGAGCAGUUUCGAAUGGAGUUAGCGUGGUAGUACAUUGUAGUGAUGGUUGGGAUCGCACUGCUCAAGUAUGUUCAUUAAGUGCUUUAUUAUUGGAUCCAUAUUAUAGGACAAUUCAAGGUUUCCAAGCUUUGAUAGAAAAAGAUUGGUUAGCUUUUGGACAUAAAUUUAGUGAUCGUUGUGGUCACAUUAAUUGUGAUAACAAAGAAUUAGCACCAAUUUUUACACAGUUUAUUGAUGCAACUUAUCAAUUAUUGUUGCAAUAUCCUCAUAAAUUUCAAUUCAAUGAAUUUUUCUUAAUAACUCUCCAUGAUCAUGUACAUAGUUGUCAGCAUGGUACUUUUAUAGCAAAUUCAGAAAAAGAAAGACAAAUUUUAAGACUAUCCGAAAGAACAUAUUCUUUAUGGGGAUACAUAGCAAAUAAUAUGCAUGAAUAUAUAAAUCCUUUAUACAAAUGUAAUCGAUUCAAUGAAGAUACUAGUUCUGUUCUUCAACCUAAAUUAGCACCACAAUGUAUCACUUUAUGGCGAGGAUUAUACUUCAGAUUUGAAAAUGGUAUUCAUCCAAGAGAAACAUACGAAGAUUAUCUUUUAAUAAUGCAUGAUCAUACUAGUUGUUUAGAAGAUCAUGUUAAACUUCUUUUGAAGAGAGUCAAUUCCUUAAAUUCAGUAUUGAAUUUAAAUAACAUCCAAAAAAGGGGGAUACAAGGGAAAUUAAAAUUCGAUAAUAAAUAUAUGAAAGAUCCAUUAUCUGAAACUAUCAUAGAAAAUACAAAUCAUGAAGAAAGAUCAAUGUGUAAAUUAAAAAUUAAUCAAUUACAAAAUGAAUUAAAAACAGUUGCUUUAGACUGGAAAUUAUUUAGAAAUAUGGAAGAAUGUACAUGCUCUACAACAUUUGAUGCAUUUAACAAAAAGCAUCACUGUUGGUCAUGUGGGGAAGUAUUAUGUACAAGAUGCAUGGGUGCACAUAGUAUUCUUGCUGGACACCACUCGCAACGCGCAGUACCUACUUGUAAGUCAUGUAUGCAGAAUUCUAAUAUUCCUUCUACUAGUCCUUAAAUUGAUUCCUUUAAAUAUUUAUUUAAAUUUAUAAUCUGUACCUAAAAUGUAUAUUAUAUAUGACAAUUAAAUAAUGUAAUAUGAAAAUAGGAA
Apis cerana (Asiatic honeybee) is the source of this 2236-nucleotide messenger RNA. RefSeq names its product Myotubularin related protein 6 (gene Mtmr6). NCBI's taxonomy places the organism in Eukaryota, Metazoa, Arthropoda, Insecta, Hymenoptera, Apidae. The record is from RefSeq and is a predicted model, not a curated record. Gene Ontology annotation, biological process: phosphatidylinositol dephosphorylation. Gene Ontology annotation, molecular function: phosphatidylinositol-3,5-bisphosphate phosphatase activity; phosphatidylinositol-3-phosphate phosphatase activity; metal ion binding. Gene Ontology annotation, cellular component: cytoplasm.